Molecule: messenger RNA, 1491 nt
Organism: Heterostelium album PN500
Lineage: Eukaryota; Evosea; Eumycetozoa; Acytosteliales; Acytosteliaceae
Gene: mhkB
Product: myosin heavy chain kinase
Exons: 6
Coding region: 1-1491 (496 amino acids)
Biological process (GO): protein phosphorylation
Molecular function (GO): protein serine/threonine kinase activity; ATP binding; protein binding
Source: RefSeq, a predicted model, not a curated record
AUGACGGGAUUUAAAGUGUGGUUCUCUUAUGAGGACGAAGAGGUUGAGUUGGAUGACUUAAACUUGGAUACAACAGUGUCAGCGCUGAGAAAGAUUAUUCAUGAAGGAAAGAUAUUUCAUUUUCCAUAUGGAACAUCACAGACCGAUAUUCAGAUCGGUACUAUGUCUGGUGACAAAUUCGAAAAAUAUAAAGCAAGAAAUACUUUAGAUGAUAUUCAAUAUAAAAUGGGUGAUACUUUAUUUGUAAAGGUUAAAAAGAGUAAAGUUUCAGAUAAUUCAUCUAUUCCAACAUUAAAUUUAAGUAUAAUAGAAAAUUCAGAGAGAGUUAUCAAGUGGGAUUACAAUCCAUAUACAACGACAGCGCAGUGGUCGUGCACUGCCAUACUGGUGAGAAUGGAACAGGUGCCAUUUGCAGAGGGUGCCUUUAGAAAGGCUUAUCACCUGCAGGAUCUGAGUAGGGCAGAGGCACAGGGAAGAUACGUCGCAAAGAUCGGUAAGAAACCGUCGCCGCGUGCCUCCUACUUUGAGGACGUCAAGAUGCAGAUGAUCGCCAAGAAGUGGGCCGACAAAUACAAUGAGUUCAAGCCACCCAAAAAGAUAGACUUUCUGCAGUCGUGCGUGCUGGAAUUCGUGGAUCGCACAUCGAAUGACGUGAUCUGUGGCGUGGAGCCAUACGUCGAGGGCCAGUACCGCAAUGCAGUCUCUGCAAAUACAUCUUCCGGAGGUUUGAAACCUCCCGACACUCGUGAGAGAUCGAAAUCAAAAUCAUAUGAAAUCGAAAGAGAAAGACAAGAAAAGAAGAAAGAACAAUCAAGUUGGGAUAUAAAUAGUAUAAAAUUAAUAGACACAAUUAAAGGUUAUCAUAAUACUUCAGCAUUAUGUAUUUGUGAUAAUCAAGUAUUUACAGGUUAUUCUGAUAAUUCAAUAAGAGUAUUUGAAUAUAAGAAUAAAACAUUAGAAUUAACACAGACACUAAAAGGACAUGAAGGACCAGUGGAGUCAAUUUGUUAUAACGAUCAAUAUCUUUUCAGUGGCAGUUCGGAUCACUCUAUCAAGGUUUGGGAUUUGAAGAAACUUGGAAGGUGUAUUUUUACGUUGGAGGGUCACGAUAAACCAGUACACACCGUAGUGGUCAACGAUAAAUAUCUAUUCAGUGGUUCUUCGGACAAGACGAUCAAGAUUUGGGAUCUAAAGACACUGGAGUGUAAAAUUACUUUGGAGGGACAUCAACGUGCUGUCAAGUCACUGUGUGUCAGCGGACAUGCGAGUGACGACAAUACCAUCAAGAUUUGGGAUAUAGAUACACAUCGAUGUUUGAUUACAUUGGAGGGACACAACGCUACCGUUCAGUGUUUGGCACUCUGGGAGGACAAGAGAUAUCUACUCAGCUGUUCACACGAUCAAACUAUCAGACUCUGGUCUUGGGCAGACGCUGGUGUUGGUAGUGUUGUUGCUUCUUCAGAGCAAAUUAAUAACGACGAAAAUAGAUAG